AUGCAGGGGCUGCUGAUUUUGAGUGUGCUGCUGGGGGCUGCCCUCGGCAAAGAGGACUUUGUGGGGCACCAGGUGCUCCGAAUCUCUGCCGCCGAUGAGGCCGAGGUGCAGACGGUGAAGGAGCUGGAGGACCUGGAGCACCUGCAGUUGGACUUCUGGAGGGGCCCUGCCCAGCCAGGCUCCCCCAUCGACGUCCGAGUGCCCUUCCCCAGCCUCCAGGCUGUUAAAGUCUUCCUGGAAGCCCAUGGCAUCAGAUACAGGAUCAUGAUCGAGGAUGUGCAGUCGCUGCUAGACGAGGAGCAGGAGCAGAUGUUCGCCUCCCAGAGCUGGGCCCGCAGCACCAACUCAUUUAACUAUGCCACCUACCACACCCUGGACGAGAUCUAUGACUUCAUGGACCUGCUGGUGGCCGAGCACCCGCAGCUUGUCAGCAAGCUCCAGAUCGGCAGCAGCUAUGAAGGCCGUCCCAUCUACGUGCUGAAGUUCAGCACUGGGGGAAGCAACCGUCCAGCCAUCUGGAUCGACUUAGGCAUCCAUUCCAGGGAGUGGAUCACCCAGGCCACUGGGGUCUGGUUUGCAAAGAAGUUCACAGAAGACUACGGCCAGGACCCGACUUUCACUGCCAUUCUUGACAGCAUGGACAUAUUCUUGGAGAUUGUCACCAACCCUGAUGGUUUUGUCUUCACUCACAGCCAGAAUCGAUUGUGGCGCAAGACGCGAUCUGUCACAAGCUCCCUCUGUGUUGGGGUGGACGCCAACCGGAACUGGGACGCCGGCUUUGGGAAGGCAGGAGCCAGCAGCAACCCCUGCUCAGAGACUUAUCACGGCAAGUAUGCCAAUUCCGAAGUGGAGGUCAAGUCCAUUGUGGACUUUGUGAAAGACCAUGGGAACUUCAAGGCCUUCCUCUCCAUCCACAGCUACUCCCAGCUCCUCCUCUAUCCCUAUGGCUACACAACACAAUCAGUCUCUGACAAGAAUGAGCUGAAUCAGGUGGCUAAGUCUGCUGUUGAGGCCCUGAGCUCUCUGUAUGGGACCAGCUAUAAGUAUGGCAGCAUCAUCACAACAAUUUACCAAGCCAGUGGAGGCAGCAUUGACUGGUCCUACAACCAAGGCAUCAAGUACUCCUUCACCUUUGAACUCCGGGACACGGGGCGCUAUGGCUUCCUGCUGCCAGCCUCCCAGAUCAUCCCCACGGCCCAGGAGACAUGGCUGGGGCUUCUGACCAUCAUGGAGCACACGCUGAAUAACCCUUACUGA
Budorcas taxicolor (takin) is the source of this 1257-nucleotide messenger RNA. RefSeq names its product carboxypeptidase A1. Gene Ontology annotation, molecular function: zinc ion binding; metallocarboxypeptidase activity. The transcript has 10 exons. The record is from RefSeq and is a predicted model, not a curated record. Lineage: Eukaryota; Metazoa; Chordata; Mammalia; Artiodactyla; Bovidae. The coding region runs from base 1 to 1257 and encodes 418 amino acids. Gene Ontology annotation, biological process: proteolysis.